AUGGACUCCCCACAGUCUGUUGUUUCACCAUUCAAGAUUGGUGAGUCAGAGAAUGAGAACUCAAAUUCCGUGCAAAGCACUGGAAACCGAUCAAAUGGCAUCAAACCCAAUGGAAAAGAUUCAAACAAUUGUGGCCGCCAAGACCUUGUUGGUACUCUUGAUGUUUAUGUUCAUCAGGCAAGGGACAUCCACAACGUUUGUAUAUACCACAAGCAAGACGUUUAUGCCAAGCUUUGCCUUACAAGUGACCCUGAAAAGUCUGUCUCGACCAAGAUCAUCAACGGCGGAGGGAGGAAUCCGGUUUUCGAUGACAACGUUAAGCUUGAUGUCAGGGCUCUGGACUCUUCCCUCAAAUGUGAGCUUUACAUGAUGAGCAGGGUGAAGAACUAUCUUGAAGACCAGCUUCUUGGUUUUACUCUGGUUCCCAUGUCGGAACUCCUCUUCAAGAAUGGGAAUCUCGAGAAAGAGUUCUCUCUUUCUUCCACUGACCUGUACCAUUCUCCUGCUGGUUUUGUUCAGCUGUCUCUCUCCUACAAUGGAUCUUACCCUGAAGUGAUGGCUCUUCCCACUACUAUGACUUCAUCUGUUUCUGGUGAUGAAACUACCAAGAAUCAAGAAGGGUCUGAAUCAGUUCCUGAUGAGAUGGAUAAGAUAGAGUUUCCAGAUCCCAAUGUGGCCAAUGAAAAUGAGCAAAUGGUUUCCGAGUAUUAUGCGAUCUCCUGUUCCACUAUUGAGUCAGAAACUUCUGAGAGCUUGGUUACUUGUGACACUGAGAAUCAUGGAACCGACUCUGUCACUUCUAAAAUGAAGCAAGAAUCACCUGAGAGCAGCAAUGCAACAAAUGGAGCUGCUUCUCCUCACGCUUCAGCUCACUCUGGCACGGAGAAACCAAACCAUGAUGCAGAAACACCAAACCAUGAACAUCUCUCUGUCGUGAACUCGAAAGCGGCGAGUUCCCAGGAGUCAGAGAGUGAGGCUUCAGGUGAGACAUCCGAGGAGAAGAUUGUGAAACCCGUCCUCAAUGUUGUGAGGGUUGAGACAGAGUCAAAGGUGGUGCAGCAGGAUAUAGUUGACAUGUACAUGAAAAGCAUGCAGCAGUUUACUGAUUCACUUGCUAAGAUGAAGCUUCCUCUGGACAUUGAUAGCCCAACAAAGUCUGAGAAUUCAAGCUCUGAUUCUCAGAAGCUGCCAACACCAAAGAGCAAAAACGGCCGUGUGUUCUAUGGGAGCAGGGCUUUCUUCUGA
This is a messenger RNA of Microthlaspi erraticum, 1245 nucleotides long. The record is from the annotation of a GenBank genome assembly. NCBI's taxonomy places the organism in Eukaryota, Viridiplantae, Streptophyta, Magnoliopsida, Brassicales, Brassicaceae.